AUGUACAAGAAAGAGAAUCAGAAGCCAAUGGAGCCUCGCGAAGACUCCGCGUUUGCAUGGAUGUCCUCCUCGACGUGCUCUCUUCGCUAUUUUAUUCGCUGCUACCGAAGGCGGUCAUUACGUCGAGCUUUCCUUCGAUCUGCAAGUAUGAAGGUCAUCGCAUUGUUUAUUGUGCUAUGUCUAGCGCAAUCCAUCACAGGAUGUUGGCGUGCCCAGACCCUCACUUUUGGGAAAUUCAAAGACAUUGGCCUUCUAACAUUUGCAUACAAAUAUAUGGGGGAUAUGGUUGAAGAUUGGUUCCAACGAAAAUUCGACAAAAACGAUCCAUUCGGCAAUUAUAAGGUUCUCUCAUAUAAGGAUGGAGGCCGAUUCGAAUUCGUUCAUUACCCUUUCUUCAUUCUGCAAUACGAUGAGAGGAGGGAAGUUUACAAACCAUACUACUUUGAAUACAUAGAGGAGGAGGACAAGACAACAAAGAAGUUCACUCGCAAAAUAGGUCCGUUGACCGAAGAGGAAUUCACAACUAAAUAUAACCAUUGCAAGAAAGUGGUGAUAAUGGUCGUCUUGAACAAAACUUUGUCCACUUCGAUGAAAAUAAAUUUCGCAGUUGUGAUAUUGUGUAACCUUUGA
Ostertagia ostertagi is the source of this 630-nucleotide messenger RNA. Lineage: Eukaryota; Metazoa; Nematoda; Chromadorea; Rhabditida; Trichostrongylidae. The record is from the annotation of a GenBank genome assembly.